Molecule: messenger RNA, 3733 nt
Organism: Perognathus longimembris pacificus (Pacific pocket mouse)
Lineage: Eukaryota; Metazoa; Chordata; Mammalia; Rodentia; Heteromyidae
Gene: Dlat
Product: dihydrolipoamide S-acetyltransferase
Exons: 14
Coding region: 90-2039 (649 amino acids)
Biological process (GO): pyruvate decarboxylation to acetyl-CoA
Cellular component (GO): pyruvate dehydrogenase complex
Molecular function (GO): dihydrolipoyllysine-residue acetyltransferase activity
Source: RefSeq, a predicted model, not a curated record
GACGGCAGCGCCGCGCUGCUCUUGGAGAGGUCACUGCGGAGACACGGGCUAGGUUUUGGGGCGUGCAGGGGUGGGGGGCCUGCGGCACUAUGUGGCGCCUCUGUGCGCGACGAGCCCAGAGUGCAGCCCCGAAGGUGGGACUUGGGGCUCGCUGGACGGCCUUGAGAGAGGGACCCGCGGCUCCGAGCGCGAGCCGGCGAGCUGGCCCCGCUCUGGUCCGUUGCCGCAGCACGACCACCGGGAAUGGCGGGGUCCGGGCCCUGUGUCGCUGGGGCCCCAGCUCCGGGCCCGCUCCUCGCCAUCGCCUGCUGCUGCUGCAGCUUUUGGGAUCUCCAGGCCGCCGCUGCUACAGUCUGCCCCCGCAUCAGAAGGUUCCGUUGCCUUCCCUUUCCCCGACUAUGCAGGCAGGCACCAUAGCCCGUUGGGAAAAAAAAGAAGGGGAGAAAAUCAAUGAGGGAGACCUCAUUGCAGAGGUUGAAACAGAUAAAGCCACUGUUGGGUUUGAGAGCCUGGAAGAGUGCUAUAUGGCAAAGAUACUUGUUGCUGAAGGUACCAGGGAUGUGCCUGUUGGAGCCAUCAUCUGUGUCACAGUUGGAAAGCCGGAGGACAUUGAGGCCUUUAAAAACUAUACAUUGGAUUCCUCAGCAGCACCUACGCCACAGGCAGCCCCAACUCCAUCUCCAGCGGCUGCCUCGGCCCCUGCACCUUCUGCUCAGGCUCCUGGCAGUUCAUAUCCAACUCAUAUGCAGGUGCUUCUUCCAGCCCUCUCUCCCACCAUGACCAUGGGCACAGUUCAAAGAUGGGAGAAAAAAGUGGGUGAGAAGCUAAGUGAAGGAGACUUACUGGCAGAGAUAGAGACGGACAAGGCCACUAUAGGUUUUGAAGUACAGGAAGAAGGUUAUCUGGCAAAAAUCCUGGUUCCUGAAGGCACAAGAGAUGUUCCUCUAGGAACCCCACUUUGUAUCAUUGUAGAAAAAGAGGCAGAUAUAGCAGCAUUUGCCGACUAUAGACCAACUGGAGUAACUGACUUAAAACCACAAGCACCACCACCUGUCUCACCCCCGGUCGCCAGUGUUCCUCCAGCUCCUCAGCCGUUAGCCUCUACACCCUCAGCCUCUCCUGCUGGGCUAGCUGCUCCUUCUGGACCAAAGGGAAGGAUAUUUGUUAGCCCUCUUGCAAAGAAGUUGGCAGCAGAAAAAGGGAUUGACCUUUCACAAGUAAAAGGGACGGGACCAGAGGGCAGAAUCAUCAAGAAGGACAUCGACUCUUUUGUGCCUUCUAAAGCUGUUCCUGCCGCAGCAGCUGCUAUGGCUCCCCCAUGUCCAGGAGUGGCACCAGUCCCUACGGGGGUCUACACAGAUAUCCCAAUCAGCAACAUUCGUCGAGUUAUUGCACAGAGGUUAAUGCAGUCGAAGCAAACUAUACCUCAUUAUUACCUUUCUAUUGAUGUAAAUAUGGGAGAAGUUUUGUUGGUACGGAAAGAACUUAAUAAGAUCUUAGAAGGGAAAACCAAAAUUUCUGUCAAUGACUUCAUCAUAAAAGCUUCAGCUUUGGCAUGUUUAAAAGUUCCUGAAGCAAAUUCUUCAUGGAUGGACACAGUUAUAAGACAAAAUCAUGUUGUUGAUGUCAGUGUUGCAGUCAGUACUCCUGUAGGCCUCAUCACACCCAUUGUGUUUAAUGCACACGUGAAAGGACUGGAAACCAUCGCUACUGAUGUUGUUUCUUUAGCAACCAAAGCAAGAGAGGGUAAACUGCAGCCACACGAGUUCCAGGGUGGAACUUUUACCAUCUCCAAUUUAGGAAUGUUUGGAAUUAAAAAUUUCUCUGCCAUUAUUAACCCACCUCAAGCGUGCAUUUUGGCAAUUGGUGCUUCAGAGGAUAAACUAGUUCCAGCAGACAAUGAAAAAGGAUUUGAUGUGGCUAGCAUGAUGUCUGUUACACUCAGCUGUGAUCAUCGAGUUGUGGAUGGAGCAGUUGGAGCCCAGUGGCUUGCUGAGUUUAGAAAAUACCUGGAAAAACCUGUAACCAUGUUGUUAUAAUGUACUGAAGAACUUCUAGACUCCCAGGUCACUUUGGUUCAUUCUUAUCAAGAUAUUUAUAUGUUAUUAAACAGGUGGUUCUUUGAAAGUUUAAAACUAGUUAUUUUUAUUAUUGAAUCUGUCCAUAUGAGUUAUUUGUAAUGGGCAUUAUAGAAUUUUUUUUAAAUGUCAGUUAGAUCCAAAUAUUGUGUAUAUUUAAUAAUAUCAGAUUUUCAGCUGUGCACUCCUACUCAACACAUGGUCUCAUUCUUUGCAUAACCAUUACUUGUGCUAGGAUACAGAAUAGAGAGGGUUGUGGCUCACUAGAGAUCGGUAUAUGAAGGUAACCGGAUGUAGGGAACCUUGCAUUUCAAAUUGCAUACAGGUGAGGGUGGGGGGGGUUAAAAAAUUAUUUCUCUUGGGGGGGUUGGUGGGUAGGGUUUGAAAAUUUACUUUGGAAUUUAACCCUGAUUUUUUUAUUACAUGAUUGUGUUUUGUCACACAUGGAAAUGGUAGACACUUUUAAGGUCCACAUUUUCCUAGGCUUUUUCAACCUGUCCUUAUUUUAUUUUUUUAAUGAAUCUAAAUAAAUGAUUGUUUUCCUUCUUAAGAUAAAGACAAAUGAAAAGUGGAGGUGUGGCUCAAGUAGAGUGCCAGCCUUGAGAGAGAACACUAAGGGCUCGAGGCCCUGAAUUCAAACCCCAGGAUUGGCACCAACAAAAAGAGAUAACACAAAUUAAGUCCACUUCUUGAUAGAACAACUUAUAUGUUUAUUUAAACAGCUUAAGUGUGUGAUUCUAAGGGCACUCUACAGUUACUUCCAAAUACAAGAACAUGUUGACAAUAUAAGAGAAGUUGUGGGACUAGAAGUUUCCAAGAUUGAUUGAACAUAAGCUGUAAAUGACCUAACUGGAAUUUAUUACUUAUAUAAACAGAGAACUCUAUGUGGGAUAUGUAUGGAAUAAAUGUACAUAAUGUAACAUAGGAUUACUAGACUAGGUUAUGUGCCAAAGUCUUAUUUAGCACCAAAUCCUGUUGGAAGAGGAGAGAAGCAGGGAACACUGGUGAAUGGUUUGGAAUUCUAACACAGGACCCCCAAGCCAGGCACCAGCACAUGUCGUCCUGGCUCCUGACGAGCUGGCUGGAGUCCGGAGGAUCUGGGGCACGGAUGCCCGAGGCCGGCCCGGGCAAGACAGCAAAACUCCAGCUCAAACGCAAAACAAGCAAUGAAAACAAAAGAUGCCCCAAACAAAAUGGCAAUUCUUAAAAAGAGUGAAAAGUACAUACAAGAAGCGUUCUGUUUCUCUACACAAGCAUUGCCUUAAGUAAAAUGAGAUAUCCCUCAAAUCCUGUUGGAAAGACAAACUUUUUUCCAUGUUAUUGUUUGCCGUUUAGAGGAAUGAAGGAGGUGAUAUUCAGGAUAAUAAAAAUGAACUGGGAACAUUAUCACAACUCCAGACUUUCUACUGAGCUGAUAUGUUUUAAUGUUUGGGAUUAUUUAUGACUAUUUCAAAUAAACCUGACCCAUGCUUCCUUGUACAUGUACUGUGUGGAGCUGUCCUCUGAACUUGCUUUAAGUCAAACUUUCUACAUGUUCAUUCUCCCAUGUUCCACUCCUGUCUGCCAACAGCUUGCCGCGUGAUGAACAACUCAGAACAUUGGUCUGAUUUUUUGGCAGUUAGUAUUUUCAGCUUGAACUGGAGAUUAUGCAAAAA